Messenger RNA from Raphanus sativus (radish), 2548 nucleotides. RefSeq names its product protein FAR1-RELATED SEQUENCE 6. Gene Ontology annotation, biological process: regulation of DNA-templated transcription. The transcript is spliced from 2 exons. Lineage: Eukaryota; Viridiplantae; Streptophyta; Magnoliopsida; Brassicales; Brassicaceae. Gene Ontology annotation, molecular function: zinc ion binding. The record is from RefSeq and is a predicted model, not a curated record. The coding region runs from base 244 to 2322 and encodes 692 amino acids.
CAACCUGUACGAAAACCCUAAGAUGUCUUGUUCUAUGGAGAUGCUAGAGUCACCAGUCGAGCCCCAAAACACACCUUCACCGUCAGAAGACUUAACUACCCAACCGCCUUACAAAACGGUCAAUACCCGCGCAAACCUCACUCCCGGGUCGGAUCUCCCUUUCUAACCCCAACCGGAUCCAUCCCGGACUGAUCAAGUCUCCCGAUUGUCCUCGGACAAAUCAAAUAAAGACAACAAUUUUCGAUGGAGAGAAGUGAUUCUGGCGAUGUCGAUGUACAAGCAUCUGCUUAUUUACAAAACGACGAGACCCACGAUGAUGGUGGAGAAGCUCUUGUUUGUACUAGCGACCAUGAGAUCGACGAUGUUGUUUUCAUUACUCAAAACGAACAAAGAAAGAGCGAACAAGAAGAAGAAGAAGAACACCUUGUUGUCGAGGGGAAAGAGUUCGAUGCACCAGCUGUUGGUAUGGAGUUCGAGUCCUACGACGACGCUUACAACUACUACAACUGCUACGCCAACGAAGCUGGGUUCAGAGUGAGAGUCAAGAACUCGUGGUUCAAGCGGCGCAGCAAAGAGAAGUACGGUGCGGUGCUCUGCUGCAGCAGCCAAGGGUUCAAGAGGGCUAACGACGUGAACCGCGUGAGGAAAGAGACGCGAACCGGUUGUCCUGCGAUGGUGAGAAUGAGGCAGGUUGAUAACAAGAGGUGGAGGGUGGUCGAAGUCGCACUCGACCAUAACCAUUCGCUUGGAGGAGGUUCUUCCAUGUAUAAAAGGACAGGGACCAAGAGGAAGUGCAACACAGACUCAGCAGAAGAUUCCAAGACUGUUAAGGUGUACAGGGCUCGUGUGAUGGAUAUUGAGAACAGUGUGACGAACACAACAAACUCGACUCUGAAGAAGAAACAGUUUCAGAACUCUUCUUCUUCAUCACCUGAUGUGCUCAACCUUAGAAGAGGAGAUCCAUCAGCUGUCUACAACUACUUUUGCCGUAUGCAGUUGACGAACCCGAACUUCUUUUACCUGAUGGAUAUAAACGACGAAGGUCGGUUAAGGAACGUGUUCUGGGCAGAUGCUUUCUCUAGAGUUUCUUGCAGUUACUUCAACGACGUUAUCUUCGUAGACAAUGCUUAUAUCUCCGGAAAGUUCGAGAUUCCUCUGGUGACAUUAGUGGGAGUGAAUCACCAUGGACAGACUACGUUGCUUGGGUGCGGCCUUCUCGCUGGAGAGACGGUAGAGUCUUACCAUUGGCUACUCAAAGUAUGGUCCGGUCUGAUGAAGUGUUCUCCUCAAACCGUUGUUACAGACAGAUGCAAGCCUCUGGAGGCUGCGGUCUCCCAAGUGUUCCCGAGGUGUCACCACAGGUUUAGUCUGGCGCAUAUAAUGAGGAAAGUCCCUGAGAAGCUAGGUGGGUUGGGUAACUACGAUGGCGUGAGGAAGGCUUUGACGAAAGCAGUGUAUGAGACGUUGAAGGUUGUUGACUUUGAAGCGGCUUGGGGGUUUAUGGUUCACAGUUUCGGUGUUAUCGACAAUGAGUGGCUACGUUCCUUGUACGAAGACCGAGCUAGGUGGGCUCCUGUUUAUCUCAUAGACACUUUCUUCGCUGGACUCGCUACUUGUCGUCUUGGAGAGACGUUGAGUCCGUUUUUCGAGAGGUACGUUCAUAAACAAACACCGUUGAAAGAGUUUCUCGAUAAGUACGAGUUAGCUCUUCAUAGGAAGCACAGGGAAGAGACUCUAGCUGACAUAGAGUCUCUCGCCUUGAGCACCACGGAGCUUAAAACCAAGUGUUCUUUCGAGACGCAGCUCUCGAGAGUCUACACGAGAGACGUGUUCAGGAAGUUCCAAGUAGAGGUGGAAGAGAUGUACUCGUGUUUCAGCACGACGCAGGUCCACGUGGACGGGCCUUUGGUGAUCUUCCUCGUGAAAGAACGCGUCCAAGGAGAAUCCAACAGAAGAGAAGUCCGAGAUUUCGAGGUUCUGUACAAUAGAUCGGUGGGUGAAGUACGGUGCAUUUGCAGCUGCUUCAGCUUCUACGGAUACUUGUGCAGGCAUGCUCUAAGUGUUCUCAACUUCAGUGGCGUUGAGGAGAUCCCUCUGAGGUAUGUUCUGCCACGGUGGAGAAAAGACUACAAACGUGUCCACGCAUCUGAUAAUGGCUUUGUGGAUGGCACGGACCGGGUUCAAAGGUUUGAUCAGUUGUAUAAAGGGGCUCUUGAGGUAGUUGAAGAAGGAGCGGUUUCUUUGGAUCGUUAUAAAGUGGCGAUGCAAGUUCUUGAACAGGCUUUAGAUAGAGUUCAUAGUGUAGAAGAAAAGCAAGUGUAGUGUUUAUAGAAGAAGGGGUUUGUGAAACUUGUAUAUCUGUAUAUAGAAAACUAUUUUGUUCUUUCUUUUGUUGUAAGAGAGCUGUAAUAAUAAUAUAAGCCAAGAGGCAUGAAGCCACCAAAAAGGUAUAGAUUUGUUGUAACACUGAACUAGUUGCCUUUUAAGGUAUUGAACAUAUCAUGAUUUUGUUAAUAUUGUGAGUUAGACUAAAUGUUUAUGAAUAUUU